Molecule: messenger RNA, 1416 nt
Organism: Symbiodinium natans
Lineage: Eukaryota; Dinophyceae; Suessiales; Symbiodiniaceae
Source: the annotation of a GenBank genome assembly
AUGGCUUCAUACUCCUCACGGCUUGUGCAAGUAAAGCAGAAUUGUCAUGGUACCUUCAGUCGCUCAGGUGGUGGAUCGGCCAUUCCGGAAAGGAAGCCGACUGAGCAAGAAGUGCAAAGACAGGAAGCAGAGAGCGAGGAAGAAGAAGAAGAGGAGGAAGAGGAGGAGGAAGAGGAGGAAGAGGAGGAGGAAGAGGAAGAUGAGGAGCAGGACGAUCAGGAGAGGGUAAGGGAUGAGGAGGACGACGAGGAGGAGGAAGAAGAGGAGGAAGAGGAAGAGGAAGAAGAGGAAGAGGAAGAAGAGGAUGAAGACGAAGAGGGACAUGAGGAGCUGAAGUCCGUGAAUGGAGAAGCGCAACAGGAUUCACCGCAUCUUUCGUCUAAUCACACCUUGCUUGAAAGCAGCAUUGCAGAGCUGCGGGCAUGUAUUUCAUCUAGCCGCAGCCAGAUACAGUCUGUACAAGAAAGACUCAGCAGCAUUGCCUCCCAACGGAGACCGCAGCAGAGCAGCGGCGAGCUGCAGGCGGUGAUGGAGAGGUUGCGCCACGCCCAACACCACAGCGCAGGCCUUGAAGCUCCCGAGCUCAAGGUGCGCGAUCUCCGUAAGCAGCAGAGAGCCGCCAGGGAGGAAGUGGCCGCCCUCCGGGAUGCCGGUGGAGGUGGCGAUGGGCCCUGCCAUGAUCAGAUUGCGUACCUGAUGUGGCAAUGUGAGAGCAUACGUGGGUCGAUAGAGGCUGCCGAAAAGGAGGCAGCCACGGAACAACAGCGAAUUUCGCAGCUGGAGGCCAAGAUGAGUGCUGAGCACCAGGCGGGCGACGAGUAUGCCUUGGCUCUGAAGUACCAACUGGCUGAAACAGCUCGCCUUGGAGCAAUGGAAAAAGAUGCUGCGACUGAAGCUGCCGAAUUGGCGGAUCGUUACUGGGACUAUGCGCCGUUCAGCGCCGCUACCCCUGAUUUCACUGCCACGGCCAUCGAUCAGGAGAUCGUGCAGUUGCGGCACCGCGUAGGCUUUGAAGAGGAAGAGGUCGCCCGCCUGGAAGGCAGGCUGCUGCAGGCCCGUGCCGGCUGCCAGUCGGCAGGCGAGGAGGCGGUAGCUGCUUUCCAGCUCGCGCAGGCUCUGCUUGAGCAAUCCAAGGCCUUGGAGCGUGAUGAGGACGAGGCUGCCCACGCCAAUCUUGAGAACAUUGUCACAAUGCAGGGACAGGCCAGGAGAAGGCAAGUGCACGAAAGAGAAGAGUUGCCACGAGGUGUGAAAGCCGAGCCGCUCAAGUCCAGGAGAUUGAAGAGCAGUCCAUCCGAGAAAGUCUUGAGGGAAGCGCUUGGCGAGGUGCGACGUCACAACAAGGAGUUGGAAAGACAGGUUGAAGCUGCGAGGAUUCGUUUGGCCAGCAAGCCAUCCAGCAAAGGGCUGCAUUGA